This is a messenger RNA of Coffea arabica (coffee), 569 nucleotides long. RefSeq names its product non-specific lipid-transfer protein 1-like. Gene Ontology annotation, biological process: lipid transport. The record is from RefSeq and is a predicted model, not a curated record. Gene Ontology annotation, molecular function: lipid binding. NCBI's taxonomy places the organism in Eukaryota, Viridiplantae, Streptophyta, Magnoliopsida, Gentianales, Rubiaceae.
AUGGCUAAUUCAUCAGCAAUCAACAAACAAGUAACACUAGUAGUUUUCAUGGCCAUGUUGAUCAUGAGUUUCUCCUCUGGAGGGCAAGCACAAAUCCCUUGUAGUACAGUGUCCAAUGAUCUCUAUCCAUGCCUGAGCUAUAUUAUGAAUGGGGGAACAGUUGAUCCUGCUUGCUGCGGUGGUAUUAAGGCUCUCAUCAACUCAGCUAAGACCAAAACUGAUCGUCAAAGUGUCUGUUCUUGUCUGAAGUCUUUUUUGUCAAAUGCAACUGAUGGUCAAAUCAAGAAUGCUGCUGCUAUUCCUGGACUAUGUGGUGUUAAACUUCCGGUCAACAUUACUCGUAAUAUGGACUGCUCAAAGGUGAACUCAAUUUAUUACUGAGCACUUGAUGGCUACACGUUGGUGGGGAUGUCUCGCAUUAAUGUUUUAACUUGACUGGUUCUAUGGAUUGUAAUAUUUUCCAAGUGAUUUCCGUUUCUGUUACUUAUGGACAAUUACAUAUGAAGGAAUGUGUUAUUCCGUGCCUUAUAUAUGUUCCCUAGAACAUAAAUUUGUGAAGCAAUGUCCGA